AUGCCCAGGUGUCCGCACGUCUCCAAGCCCGCCGACCCCACGCAGUUCUGGGCCGAUGGCCAGCUGCACUUCCGUGCGCGCGAUGUGGGCUGGAUCGUCAGCGGUGUGCUGGCGCUCAUUGCGUGCACGGCGAGCUUCUGGCUGAUCAUCAAGCAUCUGCGGUACUACACGUGUCCGCAACAGCAGCGACACAUCGUGCGCAUGCUCUUCAUGGUGCCCGUGUACGCACUCGUCUCGUUUCUCUCGUACUACUUCUACCCGCAGGCCAUCGUCUUCCAGCUCGUGCGCGACUGCUACGAAGCAGUCGUCAUCACCUCGUUCGUCUGGCUGCUGCUGCAGUACGUCGGCGACUCUCCGGCAGAGCAGAAUGAGGUGUUCAGCCAGGUCAAGCUCAAGAAGUGGGUGUGGCCGCUCGGAUGGUGGCGCUAUCGCCCGACCGGCCUGCACUUUCUUUGGAUCAUGAAGAUCUGCAUCUUGCAGUACGCCAUCGUCAGGCCCGUGUGCACCAUCGCCGCGGUGGGACUGCAGUACAUGGGCCUGUACUGCCUCGCCUCUUGGUCGCCGGCGUUCGGCCAUCUCUGGAUCGCGCUGGCGAUCACCAUCAGCGUCACUGUGGCGCUCUAUGCGUUGCUGCAGCUGUACAUGCCGAUUCAGAAGGAGCUCAAGCCCUACUCGCCCAUCCUCAAGUUUCUCGCCGUCAAGGCGGCCAUCUUCAUCAUCUUCUGGCAGAGCCUCUUCCUCUCUAUUCUCUUCUACUUCGACGUGCUCAAGGAGACCGAGUACUUCUCAGCCGAGGACGUGCAGGUCGGCAUCGAGGCGCUGCUGCUCACUGCCGAGAUGUGUGUCUUUGCGUUCUUGCACAUCAAGGCCUUCACGUACCUUGUCUACCGCCCUGCCGAUCGGCAGCGCACGACCAAGAUCGGCGCAGCACUGCUCGACGUGAUGGACUUCCGCGACUGGUGGCGCGGCAUGCGCGACUCUUCGCGCUACAUCGUUGCGCGCUCGCGCGGCCGCGAUUUCACAGAAGUAGACGACAUUCGAAGGCAGAAGUACGUGCAUCUGCACAAGGCACUCGGCCGCGAACGU
This is a messenger RNA of Tilletiopsis washingtonensis, 1086 nucleotides long. RefSeq names its product DUF300-domain-containing protein. The annotation marks the transcript as partial. The transcript has 7 exons. Lineage: Eukaryota; Fungi; Basidiomycota; Exobasidiomycetes; Entylomatales. Gene Ontology annotation, biological process: transport. The record is from RefSeq and is a predicted model, not a curated record. Gene Ontology annotation, molecular function: transporter activity.